Messenger RNA from Saprolegnia diclina VS20, 610 nucleotides. RefSeq lists its product as hypothetical. The transcript is spliced from 2 exons. Gene Ontology annotation, molecular function: 8-oxo-7,8-dihydroguanosine triphosphate pyrophosphatase activity. Gene Ontology annotation, biological process: DNA protection. NCBI's taxonomy places the organism in Eukaryota, Oomycota, Saprolegniomycetes, Saprolegniales, Saprolegniaceae. The coding region runs from base 5 to 535 and encodes 176 amino acids. The record is from RefSeq and is a predicted model, not a curated record.
CUCGAUGGCAGCAAAAGUGCAAGCGACGCUCGCCUCUGCGGCCGAUGUCAAGGCGUAUACGCUGGCCUUUGUCCUUCGCACCAACAGGCAAGGCGAGCGUGAGAUUCUCCUCGGCACCAAGAAACGCGGCUUUGGCCUUGGCAAAACGAUUGGUUUUGGCGGCAAAAUCGAACCAUCGGACAAGAGCGUUGCCGAUGCGGCCGCGCGCGAGCUCAUGGAAGAAGCCAACAUUGUCGUAUCAGGCGACAACAUGCACUCGAUGGGCACGCUCCUCUACACGUUUACGGACCGCCCCCAAAUCAUGCAUAUGCACGUCUACACUGUGACGACGUUUCACGGCGACCCGUCCGAGUCCGACGAGAUGCGCCCCGCGUGGUUUCCCUGCGAUGCGAUCCCGUACAACGACAUGUGGGCCGACGAGCAGUUCUGGCUUCCGUCCGUGCUCGCGGGUCAUCGCGUCUUUGGGCAAUUUGACUUUGCCGAAGACGAAGUGACCAUUCUCGACUCGACUUUGGACAUUGUUGAUGAGGACUAGGAAGAAAGGAUUAUAUUGUCUAGCGUUGAGUGUUCUCAUAAGCAAUGCUAAGCGUCUUAACCUUUCAACGCCCAA